AUGACUUCGAAUGUUUCGACUACACCGUCUGUGGGAUCAACCCCCACCGAUACACAUAAACGGAAUUCGGAUGAUAUUGGUUGGGAAUAUGGUUUUAUCCCGGAUAAAAGCAACUUGGAUAGAUUGAAAUGUAAAUUCUGUGGAAAAGUGUUUGGCAGAGGGAUUACUAGAAUGAAACAACAUAUUGCUCAUGUGAAGGGGAAUGUAUCUUCAUGUCCAAGUUCUACAAAAGAUGAUCAAUUGAAAUGUCGAAAUUCUAUUAAUGAAGGGAAGUUAAAAAAGAAAGCUAAACAUUCGCAAGAUGAAGCCUUAAGAUUUGAGGUAAGACAAGAAUUUCAUGAUAGCGUGGAUGGAGUUGAAUCUUCUUUAGGGUUGAAAGCACCAAAUGUUAUAGGCCCCAUGGAUGGCUACGCAAACAAAAUAAACCCCGAAGAAGAUUUGAACGCAAGAAAGGGAAAAAAUGUUGAUCUUAACAAUAUUGUCCGGAAAGAAAGAAUACUCACGGUCCAUAAAUACAUUAGUAGGUGGGCAUAUGAAAGCGCAAUUCCUUUUCAUGCUUUUGAAAGGGAUAGCUUUAAAAUGAUGUUGGAGGUUGUUGGCCAAUUUGGAACCGGGCUUCCACCUCCUACUAGAUAUGCUUUGAGUGACACACUUCUAAAGCAUGAGGUUGAAAGAACAAAAAACUUGUUGAAAAAAAAUGAACAAGAAUGGAAAGAGGAUGGAUGCUCUAUUAUGACGGAUGCCUGGUCUGAUCGAAAGCGAAGAAGCAUUAUGAAUUUAUGUGUUAACUCGAAGAUGGGUACUGUUUUUUUAUCUUCAAAAGAAUGUUCCAACGAAGCACAUACAAGCCAAAAAAUAUAUGAAUAUCUGGAGUCUUGCAUUUAA
Lactuca saligna is the source of this 885-nucleotide messenger RNA. Lineage: Eukaryota; Viridiplantae; Streptophyta; Magnoliopsida; Asterales; Asteraceae. The record is from the annotation of a GenBank genome assembly.